GGGAUUUAUAGAUAAGGAGUCCCGCACAUAGCUCAAUUGUUGUUAUAAAAGUUGUCCUCAAAUAUUACAGGCACAGUGUUAAUCGGAGGUGUGGCGAUCAUGCUGCAGGCUUCUCUCCUCUUUCUUUGGUUUUUCUUGUCAUCUGUCAUUUCCCUUCAAACAUGAAGGAAGCGUCUCUUCUGGUGUCAGGUAAAGAUCUUCACAGCUUAAUCUUCUUCUUCUUUCUGUAUCAUCAUUUCACUCUGGGAGGUGUGUAUUAUUUUUUUGGUUUAAUAAGAUAUGUGAAGAUGGAGAGGAUUCACCAAAGUAGUGACUGCUGAGUGACAGUUUAUUCUGUCACAAUGGUUUUUUCAACACGUGCAUAAUGGUCCCAUUUCUCUCUCACUUUCUUCUUGUCUUAUCUCGCUCUCAUAAAACGUUUUUCUUUAUUUACAGUUCUGUUGGCUGUUGCUUCCUCCUGUACUGUCGAGGAAUUCACCUGUAAAUCUGGAGAAUGUGUUUCUGCUCAAGUCCUCUGUGACUUCAAGAGGGACUGUGGAGAUGGCUCUGAUGAGGAGUUUUGUGGUACGAUAACAGAAACUUCUCUGAAUCAAGUCUGAUUAUUUUGACUGUAGGUCUCGAAUGCAUUGUGAAGGUAUUUGCUGUUAUUGACAGAAUAACCAAAUAGAGAAGCAACAAAUGAAAAUACAUGUAUAAAUAAUGAAGUUUAGAAUCCAUUUCAUAUUUUUCUUUUUUUCGUCGUGCCACUCUUCUUGUUUAGGGUCAUGUAAUUUCGAGAAUCACACCUGCGGAUGGAAAAACGCCAGCAGUGAUUCCUACAGCUGGAGCCGGCAGGUAGCAAAUGUCACCACAGUACCUGGACAGGACCACACCACAGGGGGACCAUGGGGUAAAUAUUAACCUGCAGUCACUUUCUGCUGAAGGUGUUCCCGUGUUGAUAAUCCACAGAAAAUGUGUCCGGCUGCCUCGUAAAUCCCAGCUGAUGUUGUUAGAUUAGAUUAUCCUGUGGUACGGUUGAGUUCUUGGAUCUGAUUGGUUAUCACAAAGGCAGUUUUUAGAGCAGCAGUUUGCUAUUGCAAGAAGGCAAACUGUGAUUAAGGGUGCUGCUUCAAUUACAGACCCAGCAGACUGACUGUUAUUGCAUGGAAUCAAUAAAAGAGAUGAAAACAGCUGAAAAGAAAACCAUCCAUGUAGGCGGAUGAAGUUAAAACUGAAGAUGGUGUAUCAUGCAGAACAUAGUGUGGACUAAGAGGAUAAGUCAUGUGGUGCUGCUCACAUUUUUUAAUGAAUCCAUGGUAGAAAUGUGAUUAAAGUCCCACUCCAAUCUUUUUUUACUACUUAAAGUGUUCUCGGUGGUCUUUAAAUUAUGAUUAUGAAGUUUUUAGCCAAAAUCACACUACCUGUGUCAUUUUCAAGGGAUUUCCUUCUGCAGAGCUCCAGUAGAUCAUUAGCAAUUCGCCUCUGAGUUGUGGGCGGAGACAGCGCUAAACUGCACACUCCUCUUCAUGCUAGCUUUCAGCCUAACAUUGCCGGUGUAGUGGAAGAACCAGGUAACAUAGGAGUUAUUCAGCUACAUAGGAAAUCUCACUGUUUCUAAACCUGCCAUUUGGAUCUGACAGAGGUUCACAGGGAUUUGAAUGCAGAAAUACUCAGAAAUGCAAUUUCACAGUUUUCUCAUGAUAUGUCCUGUAGCAUCGGAAAAAUGCCAUAUGAACAUGUUGACAACAAGAAAAACAUGAUUUACAUGUUUGGGGUCUUCAGUUAAAUCCUUUCAAGAAGGUUACACAGUAAACCUUUGCUGUUGCUAAGGAUGCAGCUACACCUGUAAAUGUAACAAACCACUUUUAAAAAAAACUAUUUUAAUACUUUGAUAGGUGAAAUAAUAGCCAUAGACACACUUGCUGAAAAAGAUUGAUUUCUCAGGUAAGUAGUUGUAUAAUAAAAUUGGGAUUAUGUGUAGCUGGUGGGUUGUUAUAAUAGAGGAAAAACCCUGAUUGGUGAUAUAACAGUUAUUUCUUAUUCCUCUACAUGACAGGACACGUCAUGUAUAUCAACGGCACAAAAAGUGGUUUUUUUUCAAAGGCUAUCUUGGAGCAUGAUGUUGACAACCUGGCUGCUUUGGGCUGCCAGAUAAGGUAUGAAAAACAUCCCUCUGGUUUCACCGCAUUUGUAUUUAAUAGUUCUCCUUAACUUCACAUGUAGUUAUUGUGUUUUGUGAAAUACUAGUUCAUAUGUUUCAGCUUUUGGUACCACAUUUACGACAACAAGUCUUCCUCCUCCUCAUCAACUUUUGAACUAACAAUGGUUCGAGGCCUCACAACGGCAAAGCUGCAUGAGAUAUCUAAAAGCCACACAGACAAUUGGGAGAAAUCCACGGCCUUCAUUGGUAAUCAGCCAGGAGGAUAUAAGGUAUGUGAAAUAUCCUGUAUUUUUCAGGCUUUACACAGACUGCAGUGCAUACAUGAAGAGAAUAAACAUGGUUAGAGGAAGUUUGUGAAACUUUGUGGUUUCGAGUUAGACAGAUCUGAUCAGGACAAUAAGAACUAAAAAUGAACAUGUUGUUAGCUUCAGGGUUACUUUUCUGAGAUAUGUCCUUUGCCCUCUAAGAAUAACACCCAUAACCUCAGAGAGAAAUCAGUAAAAAUAUCGUCAAUAAAAGGGCAAUUCACUUGCGCUUCAGUCAUAAACUGACGGCUCAUUCUGCCAUAUUUUAUUGUGCCGGUUUGACAAAAUAUAAACGCACAUAUGCGGAAAAUUCAUUCAAGUAGUGGCCCACAAGAUACUCCAAUUAAUCUAUAAGGUAAAAAUGAACCAUUUGAAAAUUAGCCUUUGUCUGUACAUGUGUAUAUCCCCUCCUCUAUUUCCUUAUCCUGCUUCUGCAUGAACUGCAAAUAUAAAGUGUUAUGAGGAAAGAAUUAUGGCACCUUUAACUCUUUUAUGUGUUUGGUAACUGUUUAGUGUCUUGAUUCAGUUUGGAUCCAGGAUGUAGCUCUCCUAAACUUAGAUUACUGUACCCCUUAUUUUAUCAUAUCUUUAUCUACCCUACAUCCUCUGGUUACGUAACAGCUAAUUUCCUCCAGGGGAAGCAAUAAAGCACCUAAAAUCUAAUUGUCUUACUCAACUGUAUAAUAACUUGAUUCAUACUUAUCAACAGAAUUAUGUUACAUAAACUAAACGGGCCAUGAAGUGCUGAGAAAUCUCACGCUCUGGUUGGUUUGAGGGUCAGGGAAAAUGAAGCUGCCACACUAAACCUCUGUUAUCUGUUACUUCCUGUAACACUGAUUCUCAAAUCAACAUCAGAGUGAACUUUCCUCUCUCUCUUUAUAGCUGCAGUUUUCAUUCAGCCCUCCGUUCUUGGAUGUCAAAGAUGUGAUGCUGGAUGAUAUCAGCUUUGAGUACUGCACGGAGGGAGAAAUCCCCCCCGGAUCAGACCAGCUGUCAUGUGAUUUUGAAAAGGACACCUGCUCAUGGUACCACGAUUAUACAGCCAGCCUGUUGUGGAAAAGGAAUCAGGGAGGUUUUGUUGGCCCUGCUGGUGAUGGUGAGGAUCCUUUAAACAGUGAAAGAUACUUUGGCUUGAAUCAUCUCAGAACUUCAGUAAAAUAAAACGCACCCUUGAAUCUCAAGCCCCAGGAGCCUGAAACUCUUGUAUGUGUUGAUGAUUUGAUUAUUGACAUGCAUAUCUCAUUAUAAGCAUCACUUAUAGACGAGUUACAACGUGCAUUUUCUUAUGUUGCACAGAUCAGCUCGAGCUCUAAAGGCCCUGAAAGUGUUUGCCCUGUUCUGACCAGCAAGUUGUAAAUCAAAGCAUUAUUUAAGCUCCUGUGACUGUUUUCACUUUCUGGUUUAAAAUAUUUCCACACUUCUGACAUUUUAGCCUUUUUGUGCUAAGCUACUCUCUUGUUUGCAUUCUGCUGCAAAUUGCUCUCAGUUUAUAACACUUAUGUUAAACUCCCAAUCUUCAUUCAGUUAAAAAAUGUCCACAUCAGCUCUGAUCCGAUUGCUAGGAUUGGGACGGUCCUAGUUAUGAAGUUAAAAAUAUCUUUAUUCUCCAAUGUCAAAUCCUUGCAUCCAAAUAUUUAGUUUUCAGUCUUUUUUUGGCAAAAAAUUCAAAUGGCAUAACUAUAUGUGACCUUAAUCUAAAGCUGUAUAAAAAAGCUGACACUUAUCAGUAUCCUAACCUUUUUUUCCCUCCCUACAGGUUACUACAUGCUCAUAAGUGCUAAAUCUUCAACUAUCUCAUCAAAAGCAAGACUCGUCAGCUUCCCCCAGCCUGCAGAUCGAGCCAUAUGCGUGAGCUUCUGGUAUCACAUCUUUGGCAACAGCAUAGGUAUGUAUCACACUAAAACUGUGCUCCCAAACAGUGUUUCAGCGGUGAUCAGGGGAUACACAAAGAAUUAGGCAGCUCUAUCUAUCAGCUCUAUAUCUGCUUCUUUUUAGGUUCUCUGAAGUUCAUAGCAAAGUACUCUGAUGAGGCAGAGACGGUUGUGUGGAUGAGAAGCGGCACGCAAGGAAACAAAUGGAGAUUCGCAGAUUUGACCUUCAACAGUGACAAACCGAUACAGGUAUUCAAUCAUGACAAAGACGUCCUGUUGAAAAUCAUUUAGGAUAUUUAGACAUCUCAUCAUGAAAAGCUUCAAUCAGGAUGCAGACGUUGAGCUCAUAUCCUUGUUGAUUAUUGUUUUUGUGUCACAGUUUAUCAUAGAAGCUGAGAACGAUGGAGACCAAGGCAGCAUUGCCAUUGAUAACAUAAUGGUUACUAGUGGUGAGAAUGGAUCCUGCCCUGCAGAGAGAGAGUGCACCUUCCAGGGCUCCCUCUGUGGUCUUCUGCCCCAACCGUCUGCAAACUUCACCUGGAAACGCAGCAGUGGUUCAACCAAACCCUCGAACUCCUCAGGUCCCUCCACAGACCACACCCUGGGGACAGAGCAAGGUAUUAUAUGAACCUAUGUUGUCUAAUGCAAUAUUUGCAUAUUUAUAAAGCCUUUUAAAUGCAUCCAUAUCUAUCUAGGUUAUUACCUGAGCGCCCAGCUGUGGAGUCACCCAGAGGGGUCCAGGGGAGGUGUGAUGACGGCGCUGAUGGAGCCCACGCCUCCUGAAGGAGAGUGCUUAAUGUUCUGGUACCACAUGGAGGGAAGUGGAGUGGGGGAACUUAAUGUUAACCUACAAACCCCUGACAGCCACACACCUGCAGCCCAGCUCUGGACCAGGAGAGGAGAUCAGGGGAAGCACUGGAGGCACGGCAGAGCGACACUUCUCAGUCCAAACAGCCAGUAUCAGGUACGCUGAGUUACACCAACCUGGAAAUGAGUUAAUAACAGGUAUUUGUAGUGAGUGAUAAAUAAUUAUCAAUCAAUGCGCAUUUAAAAGAAGAAUUAAAAGUCUUAUCUUUUGAAUUAAUAUCUCUGUAAAUUAUAAUGAUUUAUAAGCUCUAUCUAAAUGUUUAUCCCUUAAGUGCCUUUUCUCUUUUUUCUGUUUGCUGUAAAUUUAAUUUGGGGAAAUUGUAGUUUUGAUUUCACAUCUUAACAGUUAAAUCUCACUGUGAAACAGGUGCUGCUUCAUGACAUUGACACAAUAUUAGUGUCUGAACAUGUGAUUAUGUGUCAUAAUUGUUUCUGACUGAUAAGGUGAUGCAUUAACUAUGCACACACUGUGGUAGCUUACAUGGGUCAGCUGCAUAGGUCAUGUUGGCUGCAUGGAAGCAUUGAAAGUCUCAGACAAAAACAGUAAAACGUCUGUUUCUGAUUUCAGACAUUUGACAAAGCCAAGAUGUACAGCCGUGACCACACAAAGGUGAAGGAGCGUCAUGCAGCUUUAAAUCUAUCUUCAUCCUUAUUGUCAGGUGGUUUUUGAAGCAGUGGUUGGGGAGAAGCCAGGGAGAGAUAUCGCCCUUGACGACCUCACAGUCAUGAACGGUGCAUGUCCUCCACCAGGUAAGUGUGAGCUUUAACUUCUGAGAAAGAGAAGAAUCAGAUUUACAUGAUUUCUUUACAAAUCUGGGUCACUGUUCUCAGGUUUUUGUGACUUUGAAAUGGACCUGUGUGGUUGGGUGAGCAGUCCUCCUGCAGAGUCUGGGGUGGACUGGGACUGGCUCUCAGGCGAGAGUGGUGGUGUUUUGAUUCCAAAAAGAGACCACACCACAAAUUCAGCCCUGGGUGAGUGACGCACACUUCAACUAAAACUUUGAUCGGGUUUAUGAGUAUUAAUCCAAAAUAUGAUGUUCCUGUUCAUUCAAAAAGGCAGAACCUCUGAUACAUUGCGCAUCUUUUGCAGCUGUAUCAGUAUACACAGCACUGUCAGAAAACCUUUUCUUCUAGUUGUUUUCUUUUCUUUCUCUAGGCCACUUUGCGCUUUUCACUCCCUCUGAUUCUGAUCGAGAAGUGACUGCCAAACUGGAGAGUGAGACGAUGGAGGCUGUGGACCGCGCCUGUCUUGAAAUUUGGCACUAUGCCGGGGGGUGGACCGUUAAUGGUGAGUAUGGUCUUAUAUGCAGUGAUUUAGUUAAGUCAUGGUCACAGCUGAAAAAAAACAUAUGCCACUUUUUGACUAAGUUGGAUUAUACUAGCAAAUAAUGAAAAUACAGUAACUAGAGUAUCAGGGUGUACGCCGGUGCUCUGAUAUUCAUGUGAAGAAAGUAUCUACAGAAGCCUCCCAACAACCAGAAAUUCUGAUUAUCUGAUGAUGAGUUUUGGUGCUUCCAGUGCCCUCAGGCAUCACGCUGACAGUGUUUGUGAACGAGACUGCUGGACUGCAUCCUGUGUGGAGUACGAGAGGGUUCAUAAACAGCACGUGGAUCAGAGACAGGGUGGAUUACAAUGCAUCAGGACCACAUCAGGUACGGAUUAGAGAUUUCAACUACCAAUCGACUAAUCAGCAGGUCAGCUAGUCGGCAUUGUGGCCAAUUGUGUACUAGCCACGUUGAUGUGUUUAAAAAACACACUGUUAUUUUUUGAUGUUAUAUUUUUAGGUAAAAUUAUUUUCAGAGAGGGACAUCUUGCGUCACAGAAUAUAAUUUUCAUUUUGCACGAGAACUAUUCUUACUGUCUUACUAGUCGACUGCAACUUUCAAAUAAAAGUCCUAAAACCCUUGAAAGGGACUAAUAUAUGACUCUGUUUCAUCUCAAACUGUAGAUUAUUCUUCAAGCCACUUGUCCUGAGUCAGUGCAUGCAAGCUUUGCCCUGGAUGACGUCCACAUCAUCAGGGACUUGUCCUGUGAGGACUUGAUACCCACCACCACGCCAAUCCCUGCCACCACACCCACCACUCCCCCUGCCUCUGCCAUGGACUGCACCUUUGAACAAGGUGACUCUAUAUCACUAUAUGUGCAUAAACUUAAAAGCUUCCCCCCUUUAUGAAUUUUAAAACCAAGCAUUCACAAAAACUGAGAAAGUCAUGUUGUAGAAUACUUUCUUAAAAACUGAAAGCCCGUUUGUCUGUUAAGAUAAAUUCUAAUCUAAAAUCAACAAUUUAAGGUUGAUGAAACAUAUAAAUAUCCACUCAUGCUAACUUUAGCCUUUUUUUGGUACUGUAAAGCCAAUAACUUGUUGUGUAUGCACACCAUAUCCAGUACCUUACUAUCUUACACAACAGGUCUAUGCAGCUGGGUGCAGGAGGUCAAUGAUGAUUUGAACUGGACUCUCACUUAUGGACUUAAAGUGGAACAGCCGUGGGAUGGACCAGAAUAUGACCACACUGUUGGAAAUAAUCAAGGUACUGACUACUGCCGCACCGAUUUGUCCUAAAAACUGUCAUGACAGAGUGACAUUUGAUGUACAAAUAUAUUGUUUCUAGUAUUCAACAAGUGCUGAAAUUCACUCUAAUAAAGCUCAUUUGCAUAAACAGGGGUCUAUUUUGCUCCAGAUGAAGUUGAGACUCAUUUAAAUGAAUGCAAACAGCAGAGGUGCACAAUGACUAUUCAACCAGCUGUGAAGUUUGUGGAUAUCAGACAUCAGUUUAUCAACAUUAAAGGGAUAUUCUGGCGUAAAAUUAAGUUAGAAACACACCCCAACACUGAGUUAGACACCCCCUUGAGAGAUGUUCUUCCUUGAGCUGCGUCACCCCGCUUCAGUCGACAAGCGGCUGCUGGAAGAGAGUGGGUGAGUUGUGUUUAGUGUCUUUGCUGAAGAAAUUAGGCAAAGUUAAAAAGAUGUUUGAUGGCUAGUGAUGUUGCUGGGACCCUAUAUGUACUGUUGAUGAAGUUAGGUGCUGUUCUGAGCAUUAUUUGUGACUAUAGAGUGGCUUUUUGGUUGAGCGUGUGGCUCCUGUGACCGCUGUGUAUUGCUAUCGUGCGGUCGUUACUAAAGUUGGUAUAACUAGAGAAGCAAGCGGUCGACAACAUUCAUCUCUCGAGGCAGUGUCUAACUCAGUGUUACAGUGUGUUUGACCCUAACUUAAUUUUAUGCCGGAAUAUCCCUUUAAAAUGGGCAAAAAGAGCUCUGACUGUUUCUGGGCUGUGUGAAGUGAUUUUUCCUCACAGUCUGGUGGCCUCUCUGUAUUUUUUUUCUUUCUGCCCACUAAGGUUUCUUCUUACUGCUGAACGGAUCUGGGUCAAAGGACGAGGAGAGAGCUGUCGUCUCUGUUCCUGUCACCGAUCUAACAGCUCAGUUCUGUGUCCGAUUCUGGUACUACAUGCUCGGGCCUUCGGUAUCCAGCCUUGACCUAGUGGCUCAGACAGUAUGUGCUUUACCUCUCUAUUACUUCAGGGUUAUUUGAAGGGUUUUCGCUGUCAGGAUUGUGACUUUUUGAGCUGCUUUGGUUUUCUUUGUUGUAGAAAUCCUCUGAAGUGUUGGUGUGGACUCGCAGAGGGAGCCAGAAUUCAGAGUGGAUAAAUGCACAAGUAACCAUCAACAUGGAUGAUAUAACUAAGGUGAAAUGAAUCUUAAAACACCUAUUUAUUUGAUUUCUUCUCAAAUUUUCUUAUCAGUGGUGAUAUUUGAUGUUGUCCCCCCUUUGUCCUCAGGUCAUGUUCACCAGCCAUAGAAACACCAACAGUAAAGGAUUUAUUGCCAUAGAUGACAUAACACUGAGGGAGGGUUCCUGCAGUAACCAGGGUAUGUACAUGUUUCAUUGUGUUCACAGGAUGCUACAACAAACCAGAAAUCAUUGUGACUUUACCCUUUUUUUUCAAAUGACUUCAGAUUUGUGCGGGUUUGAUUCCAGUUUGUGCGGCUUUGAGACCGAUAUGGGACACAAAGGUCUCUGGGGUCGCAAAAAAGGCACGAAGGAUCAGGUGGACCACACCUACAGAACUGAAAAUGGUGAGCUGUACUCGGAGUGUGUAAUUAUGGCUGACCUCAGCAUCACUAGAUGACAGUUAUAAUAAUGGGAGCCAUUAUUUUAACACUAGUUGGUUGCCAAUCUGCGGUUUGAAACUUGGAUUAUGGAAUAUGAUACCGAAACUAUACCAUGCAUGACCAAAUCUACGAACCCCAUGUCAGUCCUGUCAGCUUCAGUGGGCUGUGUGUUGAAUUUUAACCACUCUUAGCAUACUAAUUCAACAGUAAGCUAGUGAGAAAUUUAACCAGCUCAGAAAAAGCAGGUUUGCUCUUUGACUGUGGGGAGAUACAGACUGAAACAGCUGCUAGUGUGGCAGUUAAUCUGGGUCUGUAAUAUAUGCUCUAUUUGAAGCAGACAAAAUUGGCUAAGGCAUGACAUGACCGCAUUUGAAAACCAUUAACGAUGUCUCUGUUGUAGGUUUCUACAUGACUGUCAUGGAAUCGAACUCCACACAGAUCGAAGUCGCUCAGCUGCUCACGCCUCCUCUUACCUCAGACUCUGAGAUGUGUGUGCGUUUCUGGUGAGUCUAGAGCUGGAUUGACACACGUUGCUGUUGUCUGAUGUGCAUGUUGAUGUCCAUGUAUGUAUUAUAUUGUUUUAGGUACUGGAUACCUGCAGGGCCGUCUAACAGCCUCUCUGUGCAUGUGAUGCGAAGUGGAGAAACAGGGGAUGCACUUUGGCAGCGAUCUGGAGUGCCCUCAGCAGGCUGGGAGGUUGCAGAGGUCACUGUGUCCUCCCCUGCAAGUUUCUAUGUAAGCUUGUCUUCAUGGUGAUCCUUAUACUUUCUGUCACAUUUUUUUCAGUUUUCUUUGUGAUGCUGCUUUCUGAAACAGUCCGUGUCGUUGAACAGGUGGUGUUUAAAGCAGCCCAUGUGCCAGGCUCUGACUCCACAGUGAAAUUAGACGACGUCUCUGUGAAAGACGGGGCCUGCAGCCCUCCUGGCAGCUGUGACUUUGAGUCUGGCCUGUGCACCUGGAUGAACACCCGCAAAGAAGAUGGUCAUGACUGGGUGCUGGCCAGUGGAGGUUUACAGGGGCCACCAACAGACCACACAACACAGACCCCAGAUGGUAAGACUUUGACUACAUCUAAAGAGUGGGAUCAACAGCUCAAAUUUAGUUCUGAUAUGAUCUUACAAGACAAAAAACACUGUCCCCCUGCAAAUACGGUAGCAUAAUAACUGUAACUGUUGGUGUUUGUCUUGGUUUGUGAACUUCAUGGAGGUGAAAUUACUUCAUAUAUCUGAAAUACUUCAAACUCAGGGUCCAGUAGAUGAUUUUUGUCGGGUUCUUCUGCUGUUGCUCCUCUUAGCUAAGUUUUAAUUUACUUAACUGUUUUGCUCAGGGAUGGAAAUUGAAAAGGUUUUUUAUUUUUUUUUAAUCGAUCCAAUACUUCAUCUGUUCCCAAUGUCAACAAUACAUUUACUUUUGGCUGAAAGAAAUAACGUCUUUCUUAUUUUUGCUCUCAGGUCAGUUCAUGUUGAGCUCAGCACUUCACCAGACCCGCAGAAGUGUGGCUCAGGCUGUGUCCGAAUGGAUCCACCUGAGAGACCCCACCUCAUGUCUCAUGCUUUGGUACCAAAUGAAUGACAGGUCCGUAAAAGACAACUACAAACUUCUGGCUUUUACACUUCAUACAGUCUGUGACAACGCAGAGGAUGCCCUCCAUCCGCUUCAUCCAGUUUAGUUUCCUCAUCGACUUCCUCAGGAAGUGUGCACAAAUGUCCUUUAGUCAUGAAUCACCUGCCUCCCUUUGUGCAAGAAGAGGACUGUUCUGUGGCAGAGUUCACUCUUUACACAGAUCUGUGUCAGUCCGAUUAAAAGACCCUGUAUUAGAUCUGUACCCAAAUUUAAGGGUUGGAGUUACAAAAUGCCGCAAUCUGCUCCCAGAGAUUUUUUUUUAUAAACAACACAGCAAAUAGUAUCAAAUCUAAAAGCAUAAAAUACACACCGGGCCUGACAUUGAGAUGGGAGUUCUCAGACAUUGCUAGAUUAAAGGGAUAUUCCAGCGUAAGAUUAAGUUAGGGUCAAACACACUGUAACCAAGUUAGACACCCUGUCGAGAGAUAAAUGUUGCCGACCGCUUGCUUCUCUAGUUAUAUCAACUUUAGUAACGACCGAAGAUAGCAACACAGAGAGCCAUGCGCUCAACCAAAACGUCACUCUAUAGCCACAAAUAAUGCUCAGAACAGCACCGAACUUCAUCAACCGUACACAUAGGGUCCCAGCCAUAGUACUAGCCACCAAACAUCUUUUUUUAGAUUAAACACAACUCACCUACUCUCUUCCAGCAGCCGCUUGUUUGUACGGAGACCGCCAGGCGAGUCCAUUGACUGCAGUGGGGUGUCACAGCUCAAGGAAGAACAUUUGUGAUCAUUUCUUCAUGGAAAUGCAAUCAGACCGAGACGCUUAGGCAGAAGAACUACCGCGUCUGCAGUGCAAAAUGAUGAAUAUGAUGAUUAUUACUUAAAGGAAAUGAUAAAUGUGGUCGUGACUAAAGUUGGUAUAACUAGAGAAGCAACAUUCAUCUCUCGACGGGGUGUCUAACUCAGUGUUACGGUGUGUUUGAUACUAACUCAAUGAAUAUCCCUUUAAGAGGCAGGUUACCCAUGAGUACGAGCAACAGGUGUUUGAUUCUCCUCUAACGUAGGGCAGUCUGUACCUGAGAGGAAAGAUUAGGUGUGAAAUUGUCUGGUAGAGUAUAAACAUAAUCCCACCGAUCAAGCAUAAAAAACUGAGAUCCCUGUUGGAUCUUUUUUUUAUGCCAAAGGAGAGAAACAGAUAAAUGAUUUCCAACAUUUCCAGUUUCUUUCACUGAUAAAAGUCCUGAAGUGAUGAAUGAUACUCUUUGUGUUGUCUCUCAGUGACUCUGGGACUCUGAAGGUGUAUAUGCGUUCAGGAUCUUCAGAGGAGGAUCUGCUGUUCAACAGCAGCAGCAGUGGACGUAGCUGGACCAGGUUUUCUCAGACUUUAGAGAGCAGCACACCUUUGCAGGUAAACUUAGACCAACUGGAAUAAAGAUGAGAGGAAGAAUUUUAUUAAUGACAUUCAAAGAUUUCUAUAAUGAAUUUACAGCUGCGGAUUGAAGCAGAGACCAACACCAGAGGGUUUAUUGCUGUGGAUGACAUCAGCGUCACACCAGGCCUUUGUCGAGGUAAAGAUAAGCUUUUUUAUUUGAAACAAUCUCGUUUAUCAGUAAAAGUUUGAGAAUGAAUAAAAUUUCUUUCCUUUAGUGAAUGAAACAACUUCAGGAUUUGUUGGUUGUUCGUUUGAAAACGGCACAUGUGGCUGGGAGGACAUCAGCGAUGGCCAGCUUCAGUGGAAGAGAGGAAGGAAUGCUACUGGGAAUACUGGACCAACGGUGGACAACACAGUGGGAAGUGAACUGGGUAAGACCACAUAAUUCAUUCUCCAUGACUUCCUCUUUUUAAUCACCAGUUGUUUGUAGCAAUUAUCUUUUUUUAAGCUCAUCAGUUCAGUCCAAGCGAGACCAGAUAAUGCCUAGACCUUUCAUGUGGGGGUUCUUUCAGGUUGGUACAUGGCUGUGGAGUCUGACCGAGGACCUCAAAUGAGCCCAGCAGCCAUUCAGAGUCCCACCAUGAAACAAGCCAGCAGCACUUGCACACUUCACUUCUACUACAACAUGUUUGGAGAGGGUAUGUUCUGGAUUUAAGAGCGUGUUUUUGUAUUCUCAAUAUGUGACACAUUAUGAUGAAGUCUCUAACUAUGAAUCUGGAUACAGACGCAGAAAAACUGAAUGUACUGCUAACAGAGGGCUCCAGAAGCACCACGCUAUGGUGGCUUUCUGGUAGCCAUGGAGAUUCAUGGCGCCACGGCGAGGUCACAGUUGGGCAAAUCUCUCAGGACUUCGCCAUCCAGUUUGAAGCCUCCAGAGAGUUCAACAAGCCGGGACACGUAGCUAUAGAUGACAUAAGCUUCACAAACUGCACUCUGCCAGGUGAGUCACCUGCUCGGCUCUUAGAUUUUCUCAGCUGCCUUUUUAUUUUCAGUCUGAUUUACUGUCUUGAAAUCUGAUUUGGUUCCCUUUGUAGAACCCCAGCCUCAGUGUCCAGAGGAUAUGUUCAAGUGCAACAACAAUGUGUGUAUCAAGCACAGCCAAGUGUGUGACUUCAGCAAUGACUGCGGGGACGGGUCUGAUGAGAACAACUGUGGUGAGAUCUCACAAUCGUUGAAGGCUUGAAAAUGUGAACAUCAAAGGGCGGCAGUAGCUCAGGGGGUAGAGCAGUCGGCCAAUAACCGGAAAGUUUGCGGUUCGCACCCUGCCCCAGGCAAGACACUUAUCCCACCUUGCUCUCAGUGUGUGUGUCCUCCACUGGUGUAUGAUUGUGAGUGUUGUGUGGUGGUUGGGGGGCCAUAGGCACAAACUGGCAGCCACGUUUCAGUCUGUGACGGGCAGCUGUGACUACUAAGGUAGUUUACCGCCACUAAAGUGUGACUGUGAGUCAAUGAAUGAUGUAUCCAGUGUAAAAUGCUUUGAGGUCACUGAAAAAAAGCACUAUAAAAAAUCUGAUGCAUUAUUAUUAUUAUUAUUAUUAUUAAAAGUGGGAUAAAGUGAAACCUUUGAUAACAGAGAAUUUGUCGAUUCUGUUCAAAAUUAACCGAGGCUGACGAUGAAACCUGUAAAACGUUCAGCAGUCCGCUCCCCUCAUGCUGUCACUGAGAGGCCGCCACAAUCCAAGUCCAGUAAAAAAGUUUAUCCUUAAACAUCAUAUCCAUAAAGUUGCUUGGAUUACUCCACAUUUACAGAGGCCAUAUAGUUAUGCUCAAGCUGUCUCCGAUCCAUCUUCCCAUGUAAGCGCUGGUUUGGAUCCUUCUUCGUAUAACCUCAGCAUAAACGCUCCUUUUUAGAGAUCACACUGCAAAUGAUUUGGUUCUUACAAAGACAAAAAAACUUUAGAGUUUAGAAGUGUUCAAUAUAUUUUUUUUAAUUUUAAGUGUUUAACUUUACACUAUAAUCUUAUAUCAAGCACAGCUUUAUCUUUUUUGUCUCGAAUAGGCAGGAAAUCUUAAAAUGAGGAAAAUAACUGUUAAAAUAAGUUAUAUUCCAUCUUUCUCCCAAAGUCUCAUAAAAGGGAAUCUUGUUUUAAAUUUUAAGAAACAAACCCAAGUUGCUUGAUUCAAGAGUUAAACAAAAAGCAUCUAGAAAAAGAGUUUAUUGCUCUGAUUUCAAGCAUUUGAUGACCAAUGUUUGUAAAACUAGCACAGGGAAUACAAAACAGGAAACAGGCAAACUCAUUUGACCCAGCAAGAGCCCUCUCCUCCUGAUCCCAACUUUUGAGCUUUUUUAACAUGGAGUCUAGAAAAUGUUGUUUGUUUCUCCAGUGUGAUUCUUUGAACAUGAGUGAAAACACAUUCACAUAACUUUUCUGUCCUGCUCUCUUUGUUCUUAUGACAACAACGUAGAGCAACAAGGUUUUGAGGAGAGCUGCAGCUUCGAGCAGGGCCUGUGCUCCUGGGCAGGAAGUGACGUGGACACGCCCGGAGCUGAGUGGACCCGUCACAUAGGACAAGAAGCCUGGCCUGAAUACGGGCCUAAUAGGGAUCACACUCAAAACUCUGCUGCAGGUAUCAGACUCUUAUCGAGUUGAAAAAUCCUAAUAGAGCUGAAUAGAUGACGUCCUCUGUAAUUCAACUGUCUGUUUUAUUCAUGCUCAUCAGGUCACUACAUCAUCCCUGGGUCUCACCUACCAGAGAAGAGCCAGACGUCAGAGAUUCUGUCCAAAACCUUACUGCCCAGCUCCAAUUGCAUUGUGAGUAUAUCUGCUUUUGUCAAGCCAUGUGUACAGAAGCGAUCUCAGGUUGGUGCAGAGUUGUGUUCACUUGACAUGUCUCUGAUUUUAUCCAUGUAGGUGAGAUUCUUCUACUUCAGCCUGGAUGAUACCACAGCUAGACUGACGACUCAGCUCAGGACCCAGAAGUCUGGUAGCGAUGACAAAAUGUUGUGGCUCAGAGAGGACUUACAGUCCUACAGCUGGCAGAGAGCAGAGGUCAUGUUCACCUCCUCUGUGAUUAGCAAAGUAAGCAAGAUCACAAACAGAUUAUUCGAGUAGAGAUAAAGCUUCAGACAGCAGGACCUUCAUUGAUUGAUAUGUUCCCAGAUUGUUAUUCAGAUUUACGUAAACCUGAAGAGUUUUUUGGGGUCAGAUUGUGUUUUUAUUUUUUUUAUACGAUGUCCUUCUCAGAUUGUUUUCAGAUAUGAACGAGGCGAUGAUCCCAGAGGGCUGGUUGCAUUGGACGACAUCUCUUUCUCCAGAGACUGUUUAUUCGACCCCGACAACAACAAACUGCCGGAAAUUUCAUCCACCUCUGCACCAGCUACAUCCUCCAACCCGCCCACUUCUCCACCAGUCAAUCCCUGUCAGGUAAACGACUCCACAUCAGGGAUUCAUGACAGCAAAAAGCAAUCUGUGAAACUGAAGAACUGUCAUAUAACUUUUCUGUGUGUUGCAGGAUGAUGAGUUCUUCUGUUGGCGUUCAGAAGUGUGUAUUUCUGCCGCUUUACAAUGUGAUUAUAAACCCGACUGUGAACACGGUGAAGACGAGGUUUGCUGUGGUGAGCUUGGAGUUACUUUUAUUUUAACCGUUCAAAACCCGUUCGAAACAGUGAAAGGCUGGAGCUUGUGAACGUGUAAGCUAUAUAUAGGAGGCGAGGGUAUAUAUUUUUGGUGACAACUUCUCUUCAUUCAGCUCUGCCAAAGCUUGCAGCAUGUUUUGUCUGUCAGCCUCGUAUCUUUUUUUCCUCCUUUUGCAGUUUCUGCUCUGAUGGGCUCAUCUAGUUUUUUUUUUUCCAGUCAGCCAUUAAUCAUGAAUCCUCACAGAAAAACUGAAAGGGAAUUGUGACCAACAUUUAUACUGACCAAAAACUGAAUACUCAGAGGUGCCAUGCAUUAUGUCUCAAUGCGGCCACACAUAGAUGUAGAUUAAAUAAACCCUGGGCCUGUAAUUCAGCUAAUAAUGGCUGAAAACUAAUAACCUGUAAUACACCAACCUAACCAAAGUGAAACAAAAGUUUGCCAAUCCUCUAAUUCGAACUGUGCACAUUUUUGAAGCAAAAGUUCACCCACAGGUUAAACUUCUCAGCAAGAAAAUGUGAAAAGUAUCAGAUUCGUCUGAAAACAUUCCUCCGAGAAAUGUGAUUCAUGAACCAGUCUUCACCUCCCUUUUCCUCUGCAGUGUCACUCAAGUUUGGCUCUAAACUUUCAGGUUCUUGCACAUUUGAAGGGGAUCAGUGCAAAUGGAGCGACACUGGAGCCGGACAGAGCAGGUGGCAGCGACAGAAAGCCAGUAACAACACUGAGCCGCCCACUGAUCACACCACAGGCACAGGUGACUUCAGGCUGAGAAGUCUUUUGUCCUGUUGUCCAAUUUUGUGAAUCAGCAGGACAAAUCAAAUGUAGAAUCUUAAACUAAUUCGUACUUUAGAUUCAGCUUUGCUAAACAGAUUUUUUAAAAUUAUUUCAGGCUAUUACAUGAGGGUGAACUUCACUCAGGGCUCCACACAAAGUGAAGCUCGUCUCCAGAGUCCCACACUCUCUCCUUCAUCCCUCUACUGCCAGAUUCAGUAAGUUAUAAUCAAGAGAGUUACAUCCACAGUGCUCCUGUAUCACUCCACAUAUAUUUACAUUUAUUUUUUAUAAAACAAAGUUGAAUAACUUAAGUAUGAAUUGCUCAACGUUUCCCCACUGCCCUUGCUUUUCUGCCACGCAACUCUCUUCCCAAUCCAACACUCUCCCCUUCUUCCUUCCUCCUUUCCUGAGUGCAGGUUUCACUUCCACAUCAGCGCAGAGAGUGCUGGGUCACUCAGAGUGCUUAUGCAGCAAGCUGAGGGGAGUGAAGCAAUCCUGUGGUCACGCAGUCACAACACAGGCUCCCACUGGACCCCAGAGCAGCUGCCACUCACCCUGCUGCACCAGGAGACUCAGAAGGUGUUUACAGUUGCAUGUUAAUACAGAGAGAAGCAUGUGCAAGAAAACUGAAUCUAGGCUUUGGCUUACAUUUAUGCAGAUUAAAUUGGAACAUGUAAAAUUAUAUAAUUAAGUCUCACAUUGUUGUGUUGUGCUAAAAAUAUUUCAUUACAGUUUUUUAUCAGUCAUUGCCCACCACAUUUGUAUCAAAAACUCACUCUGAUUGAUACAAAAUAUGCCAAAAACAAAAAACUGUGAUGUUAAAUCCAUAUUUUUACAUUUCCUGAGCACUAUCAAAAAUGCAGAACUUAUCUAUAAGUCUGUUGUGUCGGCUAAUUGUGCCUAAAAUCCCCCAAAAUAAGUAUAAAAAGGAGUUUGAGAUGCAAAAAUCAGCAGUGUUUGAUUCUCGUUUAAUGCUGAGGACCCUGAUUCUGAAAAACACUUAAAAAAAUCUCCUCUCAGGUUUGGUUCACUGCAACUGGAGCUGGAGAUAACAUUAUUGCCGUUGAUGAUAUUUCUUUUUUGAACUGUGAGAAAUCCUAUCAGCCGCCAGGUAAAUAAGACUUCAUCAGCACCACAUGACCACCUGAUAGACUUCAUAAAUUGUCUCCAUGUUUCACUGUCAUGGCGGUACCGUGGCUCAUUCCUAAACUCCUUCUCCUCCUCAGCUCUGUCUGCCUGUGGCUGUUCUUUUGAAGACGGUCUGUGUGAUUGGGUUCAGGGGGCUGCAGAUGAGUUGGACUGGCUCGGAAGGUCCGGUCCCACCGAAACCCCAAACACCGGGCCUGCAGGAGACCACACCACCGGAAAAGGUCACUCUAGGUUUAGACUCUUUAUUGGUUUCCAGCAAGAACUUGAGAUGGAUUUGUAAAAAAGAAGAUAAUGUGCACUUAUAGAUAACAGUCUGAACAGACAUUCCCUCUGUUCUGACUGUUCUUUCUAAGAAUAAUCGGAACAGAGGAAAUGAUGAUUUCGGUAAAAUUUACCAAGUGGUGUCGGUAUUUCUACAGAAGCCACCAACGCCAACGAUUGGAAAUUACUGACACAUGGGAACAAGUGAAGAGGAGGUUUAAUGACUGAAAUCUGACUCAUUUAAGUCGCUAACUCAGCAACUUUGUUCGUCUGAAGUACAGAAAAACAUUCACGGAAAAAUCCAAACUUUUGCUUUUAAAUUCACCAAGAGGACUGAAGAAACCAGCAAGCAAAGAAUAAUUACGCAACAAACAGUGACCGUUUGUUUGGCAGUGAUUCAUAACCUUAAGGACAUGGCACGAUGAAAUUGUGGAGCCGUACAACGGCCUACCGAUCAAGAAAAAAACAAAAACUCUGCUUCAAAGAAGUUUCCUGUUUUGUGAGACACGGGAUUAAAAAGUGUUGAAAUGCAGUUUAGAUCACGUCCUCAAAGCUCAAAACAAAAUAAUGCGUUAGAAAUAGUCAAGAGUGCAUAUUUUUGUUUGCAUAAACCGAUGCUUGUUUUGUUUUACAGGGAAAUAUCUUUACAUCAAAAGUUCCCCGCCAAGUGUGAAGGAAAAUGUGGCCCAACUGAAGUCUUUACUGCUGCCAUCUGCUGGUGAAAAAGGAUACUGUUUCAGGUUUUGGUACCACAUGUUUGGAGCAACUGUGGGCUCCUUGAGGAUGCUUCUCCAAACAGCAGAUCCCUUCAAGAAAACACCGGUAAACAUGCUGGAAAUCAAAGUGCUAUCACUUUAUUAGAAAUGAAGUGAAGAGACAACAAAGGUCAGAGAAGGCCACCUUUUUUUUCCAUCAAGAAAUCAGUUUGAGUCCAGCCCCGUAACUUCCCGUUACUUCUUCAGAAAAACAGCUCUGAGGUUGAUUGAGAAACAUUUGUGACUAUUCCCACGUGGUUUUUUUUCUCUCUUUCUCUUAUAAACCUUUUUUUGGUUGUUGUGAAAUGAAGAUUGCAAAACGACAUUAAUGCAUUGUAUAAUGGGUGCAAGCUGCACAGUUUGAGUGCAUACACAGUGUUGCAAAAACCUCUUCACAUCCUCAUCGAGAUGAGUGAUUCAGCCUCCUGUCUUUCCUGUAGGUGUGGCAAAAAUCAGGAAACCAGGGGGAUGAGUGGCAGCUGAUGCAUAUCCACGUGACCCUGCAGAAAGUUCACCAAGUGAUUCUGGAGGCCUCAGUGGGAGGAGAGGUGGGAGACAUAGCCAUCGAUGAUAUCUCCCUCAGUGGUGGACCAUGUCCGGCCUCAGGUAACAGGACCAAACCUGAUGGAAAAACAUGCACCUAACAUGUUGGCUCACUUGAUGAGGCAAUAUUUUUCUGUUCACUUACUGGCCUUUUUAAAGGUUUGUAAGAGUAACUAGGAAAAGAGAAGUUUCCCUCCUUUAAUUGACUCUGCAACAUAAAGUCAAAUUUCCAAGUCCAGUCUGUGUUGCUGGUUUUGGUCUUUUGGUGGGAUUUUUUAUGACAAGAAAAAGGUUGAUUUGCAGAUGUUAGACCCUCCAGUUUGGACCUUACAGAUAAAAAUAAUUAACUAACAGUAGGGGUAAAGAAGCAACGCUUUCUAGCUGUUUAGCUUCAGGUUAAAUCUUCAGAGGAUUUUUGUACAAAGCAACAUACAUCUGAGAGUAAGUCCAACACAAAGCAAGGAUCCAGAUAGGAGGGAACAAACCUUUUUAGUCCCACAAACUGCUUCAAGUACAGUUGCACACAGGUGAAAGGUAGAAAGGGACUGUGCAGGUCGAAUAGAGUCAGGUCGUUCAUUCACCACUAAGAGCUAAUGAGAAGAAGAGUCUGGCUGAUGACUUUAAGGUCCUGAUGUGAUGAGAGCACCAGGCUUCCUUGUGUUGGAGGAGUGUAGCAGGUAGUAUGUAAGAGCUUUUUUCACUGUUUUGUUCACAAAUAUUGAGGUUUUGAAUUUGUUGCUAGUGGCAACCAGUGAAGGGAUUUGAACAGCUGAGUACCAUGCUGUUGUAGACUGUCCCUGAAGCAGACAGUCAGAGUCUGACUCACAUCCUUUCACAGCUUGUCAUUUCCCUCUUUCUUUUUUCUCAGUCUUCUACACCAUCCACUGCGCAAAAUCAGAAAACAGAUAUUUUUCUCAUAUGAAUGAAGAUGGUUAUGUUCGCACAGUAUCUUAAGAGUGUUAUGACCUGAGCCGUUUUCCUUUAUAUCAAUGAAUUCAUGUCGCUGUUUGAUACUCUUUCCUAAUUUUCCUUUUAGAUCUGUGUGAUUUUGAGGAGGGGAGCUGUAACUGGCAGCAGCAGACUACAGAUGACUUUGACUGGGUCAGACAGUCAGGCCCGACCUUUAACCCCAACACCGGGCCAGACAGUGAUCACACCACAAACACACCCACAGGACACUACUACGUCUUGCCUUCCUCUGAGGCCGACCUCAGCGGCCAGACAGCAAGGAUGUCCUCCCCGCUUUACCCUGCAGGUGAGACCAACCAGGAGGGCAUCCUUGUACUGCCAAAGGAACAAAUAACAACCUCAAAAUGCAGCGUUCACUGACAGUCUGCCAAUCCAGAGUCCUCAACGCAAACAUUCAAGUAAUGCAGUGUGAUAGGAGGGUCAGACUGACUGUUUUUAGUGCCUUUGUGUCUUUCAAUUUCUUUGCUUCGUCUAAGUGACACUCUUAGCCUGUAAAAGUUGUGGAGAAAAUAAAGUAUUUCUAUCUAAAAUAGGAUGAGAUGCAAAGUAAAAAAAAAAAAAAAAAGAUAAAACACAAGAACCUUAAACGUGUUUCCCAAUAAAGUACUGGAUGAAAUUUGCUGCAUUUUUCAGGGGAUAGAAAUAAAGAAACGGUGCACUCUACACUCUUAAAUCACAUUUGGUCCUUCAGGUAAAGGAGCCUGCGUGCAGCUGUGGUUCCACAUGUACGGUGCCGGCAUGGGGUCACUGAACAUUUACCAGCAGAGUGAAGAUGAGAAGCAAGUUCUGAUUUUCUCUGAGACUGGAGACCAGGGCCAGCUGUGGAGGUUUGCACAGGCUUCACUUGUGCCCCGGAUUCAGCCUUACAGAGUGAGUCACAAAGAACCGCCUACUGUCAGGCAAAGAUAGACCCACUUUCAUUACAAGAGAUAUAAACGGAUAAUGGUAGGAAGUAAGAGAUUGCUUUGACUCAAAUACUCUCCUCAAGAACAUUUUAGAGCCACUUCGUGCUCAUUAUUGGGGCACAGAGUAAAUUUUGCCCUCAAGUUCAUCAGGUGGUCAUAGACACACCUCAAACUUACUUAUUUUUAGUUUCCUCAGGUUUUACAUUUGUUUGAAUCUUUAUUAACUCAUGUAACGAAUCUUUAAAAAAGGAAAAAAGGAUGAAUGUUCAAUGUUUCUUAACUCCUAAAGCUUUGAGUCUGUUGCUGUUGCAUAACAAGACCGGAACAAAGAUCUCAAUGACAUCUGAAACUCCUAUUUUUGCUGCAUAUUAAUACACACAGAACACUGUUACUAUGGUAACACACUUUGUGUCUCAGAUCGUAGUGGAAGGUGUGAAGGCUGGCCCCACGCAGGAGGGAGACAUGGCUUUUGAUGAUGUUCACUUGACAGACGCUCAGUGUCCUUCUCAUGGACAUUGUGACUUUGAGGUCAACAUGUGCAGCUGGACCAACCUGGGGCCAGAAGUCGACCAGGGGGACUGGCUCAGAGGGCGAGGGGGCUCCCAGAACCCUAAUACUGGACCAAGUGUUGAUCACACCACAAACUCGACAGAUGGUAAAAAUAUGUCCUUUUAACUCUGAGCCCAGUUUAUAGACGGGUUUCUGUGCAACGUCAUCGCAGGUAUGCAUGCGCAGCCAGGGGGCAGAAAGCGGGAUAUUUCUUAUUUGUUUACUAGCGGAGUCAACGGAGAAAGAAAAUGACAAGGAGCUGUUGUGCUGUAAACUGCAUGAAUCGGCAAAACAAACAAUCUGCAAACAUUACGACCCUGCUCCUGAUAUUAGAAACACCUAAAGCAACGUCACAAUCUGGUAAACUGAGCAAAAUUCAUGGACAUUUCAGUGUCCAUCAAGUGUUUUUCUGAUUUUGAUGCAAUGAAAGACAAAGCGAUUUUUCAAUGAAAUGAUAUUUUAUUGCAAUUGUGUCAGGGAGAACUUGCAAACAAUAUGACAUCUUCAUUGAUAUCAGUUCACUCCGAAGCAGGCUUUUGACUCCUGGUUACACGCACACCUAGUAUCGUUUGUACACAAGAAAUCCGUCUUAAGAAAUCUGCAGAAACGAGGUCACGUCAUGUAUGUCAUGACAGCAUUUAUCUACAGCUCAGGUGUAAAUUCAUGCGAAAACAUCACCUCCUUUUAAUGAAGUCUGAAGAAAGGAACUGUUCUCCUGUUUUACAGUAUUUACAGCAACAGUAGCAUUCAAUUGAGUUUGUGUUUAAGGCCUCUUGAUAAAUUAAGGAGCAAUUUUUUUGUCUUUUAGUGCUGAAUUAACAGACUCUACUCUGCCCUCUGGCUCGACGCAAACUUUGUGCAUCCUCAGUCUGGAGCUGCACCAGAACUCAUAGAGAACUCAUGAGAGAACCAUAAGAGUAGAGCUGUGAACCAUAAAUCAAAACCAUAAACUGAGUGUUCAAUCUCUACCUAUUUGGGAUGACAUGCAAACUUACCAAACACAUCAAAUGGGUCAUUUGAUCAAUAGUUUUGUUCAAUUUCCUGGUCCUGAAGGUAUCAGCCCAUCGUGUCAUGUUCUUGUGAUGCCUGGGCUCUUGUAGGCUCUUAUAGCCUCCUUAAGGUUCUUAUGGUUUCUUGGGAUGUACUAGUUUAUUAUGUUUGGGUUCUUGAUGUUCUGGUUGAAUUUUUUUGUUGGGCUCUCUUGAUGUUGCGUUCUUGUGCUUUGUUCAAUUACAUGCUUACUUGUCUGUUUAUAAAAAUGACAUUUUAAAUAAUUUUAUUGGUAUUAUUGUCGUUGUUUUCUGUCAGGUUACUAUCUGUACGUGGACAACUCAGUGGGUGAGUGGGGAGACAUGUCUUAUGUGAUCAGUGAUGUGCUCCAGCCGACCACUAGAGGUCACUGUCUGACAUUCUGGUAUCACAUGUACGGCAGCCAUGUCGGUACUCUCAGAGUUUACAUCAAUGACAGGUAACUUAGUUUUAAUGUCUUCUAGAUCAAAAAAAAAACUUAGCAUGGUCACAUUUUUUAGGACAUUUAUGCUAAAAUUAUUCUGUAUAUUUAGAAACAUGCACACUGGUGGCAACGAGGAAGGGACGCUGAAGUGGAUUGAGACAGGAGGCAAAGGAGACAAGUGGCAACAGGCUAGAGUGACAAUAAAACAUGAAGAACCAUUUUGGGUACGAAUGAUCUUAUUUAUUUAAAUUUGAGAGAGUUGUUUGCGUUUGUUUAACCUUUUUGGUUUCCAUUAUUUUGUUUAGAAGUCAGCUAUUCUUGAAACAACUCACAUGAGAAUCCUACUUACAGUAAAAAUGAUUAAUUUUGGAUGUUUGAAGAAUUUACUGUUUUUCUGAAACCUUUGCUUUAUAUUUGUUAAGUUGUUAAAGUUGUUUUCUUGUUCCAGUUUGUGUUUGUGUAUCAGAGGGGAAUGACCACAGGUGGGGACGUUGCUCUUGAUGACAUCAUUAUCUCCCCUGGCGAAUGCGAUUUAGAUCCAGUUGGCCCGCCUGGCUCUAAUAAUGGUAAACUGAAUGUCUCCUUGACUUCAAAACAAUUAACAGCUGUGAGGUGUUUAUAGGAAAGAGAAGCAAGACCCAUGAUCUGUUUUUUCAGUGACUGGAUUUUAAUUUAUCUGACAAAAUACAGACUUUCAAAGACAUAAUCCCUGUCUAGACAUAGCGGAAAAAAUAAAUAUAUCAAAUAUGUCAAAGUUUGGGGUUCAACUUUAGCUGUUAUUGAACAGACUUACUUAAACUACAUUUAAUGAAAAGUUUGACUCAGUUGUUUGAGUCUGAUGUUUUUCAUUUUGUCUCGUUUCAGUGAACUCAAUUGAAAGUGUGAUCAUCAUCAGUACUCUUAGAUUUCCCUUCCUUGUGUAAUUAUAGUGGUUUUUGGUUUAAGUACUGACAUGAGACUUAUCUAAAAUCACCCUUGACUCUUGAAAAAGUUUCCAACUGUUAAGUAUUUGGUUAAAGUCAACAGAUUUUUAAACCUCAGUGUUGACCAUUUGUCUUUUUGUCUGCAGAGAAGUUUGUGGGUCUGGCAGUUGGUUUGUCUCUUCUGGCUGGAGUCGUCAUCGCCAUCUUUCUCUUCAUACUGAACAAGAAGUGGAAAACAAUGUACUUACCUGAAAAGGAAAACUACAACCAUAAACAUACUUAACAUAAUCCUUGUAAGUACACAAAAAUAUGUGGCUUUAUGGUCGCUUACAUUUCUGCUUGUUUGUCUCAGAAAUGAGGGGAUACUGAAGGAGGACUUCACUGACCAGGUCUCUAACAUUGACCUCAUUGAGAGCCAAACAGAUGUGAGUUAGCACAUAUAUAUAAUAUAUUAAAUUUCACAACACUCAGAUAUUAAGAAAAUUUGUUUUCUCACAGGACACACAACAUGAAUCUCACCUCUCCUUCCCCAACAAUCUGUAUGAACCAUCAUCGAGUCCAGCUGAUGCCACUGCGAUUGCAUCUGAUGCGUAGUGUAAAUUAACAACUUUAACUAAACAAAUGAAACACAGUCAGUUUGUAGAUAAUGCUGUUUUUCUCUGGGAUGUUGCUCUUCAUUUUACAAUAUGAAACAGCUAAUAAAAUACUGGAAAAUAAACCUAUUUAUUUCAAUAUUUAUAAUUUUAUUAUGAAUUCUGCCAAGCAGAAAUACAUACCAACACACCUUAACUUGAAUGUCAAUCAGUUGUACCUGUGUGAAAUUUUAUGUAUUUGUUGUUAAUGUGCAAGCAGAAUCGCUUCUCCUGUUAAACAAAUAAUGGUGUAAGAUGAGCAGUAAACAAUAAUCAAGUGUUUUUUGGCAAGAUUUGUACUGUUGUCAUGAAAAUAAAGAAUAUUUUGAUUAAACUUAAUGUUUGGUUAUCAAGUAAAGCUCUGUCAUGAGUUGUGUAAUGAUAAUUGUAUAUAUAUAUAUGUGUGUGUGUGUGUGUGUGUGUGUGUGUGUGUGUGUGUGUGUGUGUGUGUGUGUGUGUGUGUGUGUGUGUGUGUGUGUGUGUGUCCAAAUGUGAGUGUGUGAGUAUCUGCGUGGGUGUCUCUGCAUGUGAAAGUGAGCAUGUACCUGUGUGGAUGUACCUGUGUGGGAGUGUCUGUCUAAUUGCAGGAUGCCCAGCACCUGCAGCUACAGCUGCAACAAAGGGAGCAGAGGACAUGUUGCUCAUUCCCUCUCAUUCUCAGCCCAGAGUGACGUUCUGCAGUGGAGCAGCAGCAGCCUUAGUGUGAUUUUCUCAAUAGUGAUUGGAAAAGUGAUUUAUCUUUGUUUAGACAUAUUGGUGUCUCUUUUAUUUCCCUUUGGUGAGAUUUUGUAGCUGUCACCUGUUAUUGAGAGGAUCGCUUUGUGUUAUAAUUAUUGUCAUCCUUAGUUUUGUGAGGAUUGAUUUACAUUUGUGGUAGUGCUGACCUAAGUGUGGUUAUUAAAAUACUUGCGUUAUUGCA
Xyrichtys novacula (pearly razorfish) is the source of this 25701-nucleotide messenger RNA. Lineage: Eukaryota; Metazoa; Chordata; Actinopteri; Labriformes; Labridae. The record is from the annotation of a GenBank genome assembly.